AUGUAUAGUAUGAUGAUGGAGACUGACCUACACUCCCCAGUGCCCCAAACGAACACGAAUUCGGGGCACACGGGAGGAUCAAACAAUGGGAACAAAGUCAACCAAGACCGCGUAAAGAGACCGAUGAAUGCCUUCAUGGUUUGGUCCCGGGGCCAGCGGCGGAAGAUGGCUCAGGAGAACCCCAAAAUGCACAACUCCGAGAUCAGCAAGCGGCUCGGCGCCGAGUGGAAGGUGAUGUCCGAGGCGGAGAAGAGACCCUUCAUCGACGAGGCGAAGCGGCUACGAGCUAUGCACAUGAAGGAGCAUCCGGAUUAUAAAUAUAGACCGAGACGGAAGACCAAGACACUGUUAAAAAAGGACAAAUACUCUUUGGCCGGUGGGCUGCUCACCGGGACAGGGGGUGGGGGUGUCGGUCUAGGGAUGAGCCCUGGGGUCGGCCAGAGGUUAGACAGUCCCGGGGGUCACGGUGGUGCGUCUGCUGCCAGCUACGCGCACAUGAACGGCUGGGCGAACGGUGCGUACUCGGGGCAGGUGGCUGCAGCUGCGGCGGCCGCGGCCAUGAUGCAGGAGGCUCAGCUCGCCUACAGCCAGCACCCGGGCAGCGGGCACCACCACCACUCACACCACCACCACCCGCACAACCCCCAGCCCAUGCACCGCUACGACAUGUCGGCCCUCCAGUACAGCCCCAUCUCGAACUCUCAAAGCUACAUGAGCGCCUCUCCGUCCGGCUACGGCGGGAUCACCUACACGCAGCACCAGAGCUCUGGUGUCGCCUCGUCCGGGUCGAUGGGCACGCUGGGCUCUCUGGUGAAAUCGGAACCGAGUGUGAGCCCUCCCGUCUCUACUCACUCGCGCGCCCCGUGUCCCGGGGACUUGAGGGACAUGAUAAGCAUGUAUUUACCGACGGGGGAAGCUGCAGGUGACCCGUCCGUUCAAAGUAGACUUCACGCGCUGCCGCAGCACUACCAGAGCUCCACGACAGGGGUAAACGGAACUGUUCCAUUGACACAUAUUUAG
This is a messenger RNA of Salvelinus namaycush (lake trout), 1020 nucleotides long. RefSeq names its product transcription factor Sox-1a-like. Lineage: Eukaryota; Metazoa; Chordata; Actinopteri; Salmoniformes; Salmonidae. The transcript has a single exon. The coding region runs from base 1 to 1020 and encodes 339 amino acids. Gene Ontology annotation, biological process: anatomical structure morphogenesis; cell differentiation; regulation of DNA-templated transcription. The record is from RefSeq and is a predicted model, not a curated record. Gene Ontology annotation, molecular function: DNA-binding transcription factor activity, RNA polymerase II-specific; RNA polymerase II cis-regulatory region sequence-specific DNA binding.